AUGGCGACCGGUGAGAGGCGAUCAAAUCUCAGGUUGUUCUGGACGUUUUUGAUUCUGGAGCAAGGCUACACACGCACGACUCGCCAUGGAGACUGUCUCAAACUGUGUACUUACAACGCGAGAACAGUUUCCACAGACGCUGACCUGCAUGCCCUUCUCGGAGCUGCAGAGCGUAUCAAAUUUCACGUGAUUGCUCCGCAGGAGACCAAGUGCAGGAGUAGCGACGUACGACAGAUGAAUGACGGUACACUCGUCAUUUGCGAAGAGAAGGUUCCGUCACGAAAUGAAGGCGGUUUUGGCUUUGUUGUGCACCCAUCUGUCAUCUAUCUUGUCGAUUCUGACGAGAUCCUGUCACCUCGUCUGGCCAUUCUUCGUCUCCGUCAUCUGCGCCAAAUUCCCAUCAGUAUCAUCAUUUGCUAUUCACCAACAUCAGCAGCUGAUGAAUCCGAAUUGGUCGCGUUUUACGAGGAACUGGAGGAAUUGAUCCGCAACGAGAAGUCCUUCUACAAAUUUGUUGUCGGAGGCUUAAACGCAGAAUUAGGAAAGGCUACAGAAGAGGAAUACAGGAUCGGAAGAUUUGGACUAGGGGACCGGAAUGAAAAUGGCGAUCGUCUCGCCGGUAGCCUUGCUGAGCGAAGACGGGACUCGCAGACUCCUCGUCGUGAGGUGAAAAUCAUUACGGAGAGGUUCUACUCGAACCUUUUCCGUUCAUCAACUCCUGUGCCAAGCUCGAUCAUCCCCACUCGUGAAGCUCCACCACAGAAUCUCCCUUCGGAAGUACGAGUCGCUAUCAAGAGCAUGAAACCUGGCAGAGCCCCCGGACCUGAUUUUAUAUCAGCAGACUUUCUUAAGGCUGGUGGCCAUCCACUUCAUGUAAUCUUAGCAGCGCACAUGACACCCUACCUUCAGAAAGAAAGGAUUUGA
Necator americanus (New World hookworm) is the source of this 924-nucleotide messenger RNA. RefSeq lists its product as uncharacterized. Gene Ontology annotation, biological process: chromatin remodeling. The record is from RefSeq and is a predicted model, not a curated record. Gene Ontology annotation, molecular function: catalytic activity. Bases 1 to 924 code for a protein of 307 amino acids. The transcript has 2 exons. NCBI's taxonomy places the organism in Eukaryota, Metazoa, Nematoda, Chromadorea, Rhabditida, Ancylostomatidae. Gene Ontology annotation, cellular component: nucleus.